AUGUCCGACCCUACGCCUGUUCAGCAAUGGGCCCCUCCAAAGAACCCUCUUCCGCCUCACCGACUUGCGCGACUAGCCAAUGCCCUUGGUGUCUCAACUCCCCUUCCCGCCAUCCAUGCCCCGCCACCCAUACUGUCUCCUUCAUACAACGGUUCAAAUACCACAUUGGACCAAUACCGACGAUCUCCAACGCCAUCUACCGCCACUUCCUUUGCAUUUGCGUCGUCAUCCAAGUACCUCCUCCAUGUAAUUCCGCCAGUCAACUUACCUCACGAUUCGGACGCGUUCGACUCGGAUUUGACACCACCACCCUCCACCGCAUCUGGCUACCACACCCAUUUCAGGCGUGGAACUCUCGUCCCCUUCCAUCCAACUCUACAGUCGCAACUCGGGGCCAUUGCAAAGGAGUAUGCACUCCCAAGCACAACCGGACUCGUUCUUUACCUCGUCUCCCAAUCCUCAGAGAAACCGAAACAAUAUCCAGAAGAGGACGAGCCCCCAGGUCCUAGACUGUCCGAAGAGGUUUGGAGGCACCUGUGGGCUCGGGUGGCGAAGUCAGAGAGUCGUGAUGAAGGUCUUGCACCACCUUUACUUGGACUUGGUUUGGGUGUUGCUGGCCGCUCGAGCCCCUAUCUACACCAGUCCAGCGCGUACCCAUUGCCAUUAAUUUCCACAAACGGUACUGUUGGAUCAUCAGCCCUUCAUCCCCAACCUACCUACCCAUUCACUCCAUCCCCAACCACCCCGUCUUCCACUUCCGACAUUCCUCGUUUCAAUACGAAGUCCGCACCCCCGUCUUCGUCCUCGCGCUCCAUAUCCGAUGCGGAUGGCGAUGGCGAAGCUGAAACACCAGCAACUUCUCGAGCCGAUUCGCUUGAUUUACCAGGUCUUGGCAACGAUUCACUCAUCCCCAUCCUUGCCAAAGUCGAGUUUGACAUCGAUCGACGACGUGCUGGCUGGUAUGACCCAUGGGUGCGCAGCAGGCGGAUGAACCAUGCUAAACGAGCAAGGACAACAAGCGAAACUGGAGCAGGAAGUAGCGCAGAUGAUGCUGAACGGAGAACGGCCCCAUUGCCGUUUAAGCUCAAGGGCAAACGAAACAGUAUUCCUGACUCGCUCGCUGCGGCCAGAGCUCGUUAUCUACCUUUUUCCGAAUCUCCUCAAUCCAUGAAUGAAUCCGAUUCCGAUGCUGACGAUGAGGACACAGAUGCCAGAGGUGGCCCUCGGCCUCAUAAUCCGCAUCUUGAGGGGGAGCAUUCCGAUGAUUCUGAAUUUGUCGAAAUGAUUGGGCGGCCAAAUCUUGGCGUGGAUAUUCCUGCAAUGUCAAACCGGUCAUCUCCUUCCCGACGACGCGGUCCUCCAACACCACUUAUUCUACAUAGGCCUCCAAGCGACGCAACUCCCGUUGCUCGUAUUCCGUCUCUUGCUCCCGAUUCCGACAGCGACGGGGCAACUCCGCCUACGGACGAAGAAGGCCGAACAAUUUUACCCUAUCUUGAUUCUGAACAUGAUCCGUCAUCAGAAGAGCGGUCCCGAAAGGCACCAGAUAGGCGCGAGGGAGGAUUUUAUGACGAUAUGGACAUUGGGUUUUCUUCAGACGAUCUUGACAACGACGAUCCUAAUGAUAGACGUAAGAGUCAGUUCAUUAUGCGUGCCCAGCUGGACGAGAUCGAGAAGAACUUGGCACAAUUUUCUCCGAGGCAGCUCAAAACAGAGCUCCUAGAAGACAGUCAGAAGCUUACGCUGGCUCAAAUCGCUACUUCACCUACACUUUCACCGCCAAGAUUCUCUCCGCAAUCCGCAAUCUCACCAUCCGAAGUAUUCCGUGCCCUUUCCAACGCGGAUGUCUUUCCUCCGACACCCCGCCUGCCGGAAGAUCCCGAUAAGCCAAAGGAAUCGGACUCAGAAGAAGACCUCUCCCAUCAGGCUGCUUGGCCAGCAGUACCCUUCAGCUCUCUUGUGGAGCGACCACCAACAAAUGAACAAUCUCCUCCACAGCUUGCUGUCAACGGCGUCAGUGCAUCAGUCCCCAAGCGGUUUCGUGCGGGCACCAAUUCCAGUGGGACCACGAAUGCGCCUAGCGAAACAGAAGUGAGGAAACGGGAGCUUGCUGAAGAGCAGCCCUCAACAGCAUAUCCUGCCAUGACUCCAUCGAUUGGAAACAAGAGUUCAUUAAAUUCACCAUUAAUACCGCUUUCGCCUGAUCCCUUCGGACGUUCUUCUUCGAGUGCGACGGCUCCUCCUGGCUCGCGAACAUCUGGUGCAUACUGGGAAUCACCAGUAGUUAUCCCCGCAUCGCCUGAGCCGCCGGUCAAUGUGAAACGCAAAUCGUCGGAAAAGUCUGUAUCGGACAAGAGUUCAAGUCGAUUCUCAACAGACUCCAUUAAUGGUGUUGCCAACAGCGAUGCAUCAUCCCUAGCUGCAAAGCAGUCAAACCGAACGACCAUUAUGAGCGUUAAGGGCAUCAAAAAUCUGUGGCGAAAAAGCCAGAAGAACUCGGUUUCGAUACCGAAAGACCGGUCAAUACCCGCAGUUCCAGAGAAUCCAUUUUCUCCGUUGGCGCCUCCUUCCAGGCCCAAUCGACCAUCAAUGGAGGAGAUGCAGUUCCCUGAUGUCGAUGUACCAGUUCCAAGGACACCAUUGACUCCUAGCUUUGGUCAGCAGCAACCACCGCCUUCUCCACGAAUAUCACCUCGGCCUUCGCCACGCCCUUCUAUGGAUCAGCCUCCAUUACCAACUCGUCGUCCAUCGCAAACAUUGGAUCAAAUAGCGCCGAUUUCACGAACACCGCCUCCUCAGGCUGCCGUUGUCCCACCGCAACUGGUUCCCCCACAACGAAGACCAUCUCAGGAUGAGCUUCGAAUGCAACAUAUAGGACAACCACCCCCACAACUAAUGCCCCCACGAGCCCCAACACAUCCAGCGCUGAGCAAUAUGGGGAUGAAUCGCCCGCCACCGAUGCUUCAGUCAGCCAAUAGUGCUCCGAUUGUUGCAGCGAAAGCAGGCCCGCCUAGGCGGCCAUUUGGCGACGAGUUGCACUGGGAUCAAGAAUCACCAUAUCCCACAAGGAUGACACCAAUGCGUGCCCCCUCUGUGACGUCUUCAGUGCCGUCAAGACCGCCAUCAGCAGCAUCGACUCAUCCCUCAAGUUCUCCUUCUCCGGCACCCACUGCUACGACUCCCCCACCAAUGCCAGCAAGCCCUCCACCGCCACCAGGGUCAGAAAAGGACAAAGCUCGCAAGUCAAUAUUGAAAUUGAAGCCUGCCACGAACGGAGCAGCCGUGCCUGCUCCUUUAACUCCAUCAGCAUCGACAUUCCGUGCCAGUCUUGCGGGACGGAGACCAAGUUGGUCGCAAACUUCUUCUUCUCCGCCAACCCAAAACUCCCCGUUGGUUUUCCCGCCGGAUAUUCCGCCAAGCCCGAAACUGCCCGAGCAGUUCGUUAAACUGGCUGGAGCGAGUCAACCGUCACAGCAACAGCAAUCCUCUAGGACACGGCCAAACUCGGCGGCGAUUAUGCGGAGACGACUGAGUGCGAAGAUGAGCACGGACUCGACGAGGCGACAUCGUACUCAGGGGUCAACUGUGUCUAUUGCACAAUCGCACACGUCAGAAGACACACACGAAAGCACGAGUUUGGAUACCUCGGGCUUCGAGAUCGUGUCUCCCAAGAUGGGCGGGGCUCUCAACUUUCCAUAUACGGAGCAUAUUUCGUGA
Molecule: messenger RNA, 3717 nt
Organism: Mycena indigotica
Lineage: Eukaryota; Fungi; Basidiomycota; Agaricomycetes; Agaricales; Mycenaceae
Exons: 5
Coding region: 1-3717 (1238 amino acids)
Source: RefSeq, a predicted model, not a curated record